Messenger RNA from Physeter macrocephalus (sperm whale), 535 nucleotides. Its product is annotated as secretory carrier-associated membrane protein 4-like. Lineage: Eukaryota; Metazoa; Chordata; Mammalia; Artiodactyla; Physeteridae. Gene Ontology annotation, biological process: protein transport. Gene Ontology annotation, cellular component: recycling endosome membrane; trans-Golgi network membrane. The record is from RefSeq and is a predicted model, not a curated record. Bases 224 to 520 code for a protein of 98 amino acids. The transcript is spliced from 4 exons.
GCGUGGGGUGCAUGCCUGUCUGGGUGAGCUCUUCCCCGGGCUUGGGCAUAGCGGGGCUCCAGCCAGGCCAAGUAGCCGGGCAGCUUCAGACCUGGGCCUCUGGGGCCACCGGGAUUGUGUCUCCUUUUCUCAGGUGUCAGGAAACAGCUCUGACGUGUGAAAAUAAACAACUGAAAACCAGGUGGCUGCAGCCUUCUGCCCCUGCCCUGUCUUCACAGCGGAAAUGUCAGGAAAGGAGAACAACUUCCCCCCGCUGCCCAAGUUCAUCCCCCUGAAGCCCUGCUUCUACCAGAACUUCUCUGAUGAGAUCCCUAUCGAGCACCAGGUCUUGGUGAAGAGGAUCUACCGCCUGUGGCUGUUCUACUGCGCCACCCUGGGCGUCAACCUCGUCGCCUGCCUGGCCUGGUGGAUCGCCGGCGGCUCUGGAGCCAACUUCGGCCUGGCCCUGGUCUGGCUGUUGCUCUUCUCCCCCUGCGGCUACGUGUGCUGGUUCCGGCCCGCAUACAAGGCCUUCCGGUGAGUGGGGCGGGCGGCC